Molecule: messenger RNA, 30029 nt
Organism: Coregonus sp. 'balchen'
Lineage: Eukaryota; Metazoa; Chordata; Actinopteri; Salmoniformes; Salmonidae
Source: the annotation of a GenBank genome assembly
AUGGUGGGAAGCCCCUCCACCUCUCUAUGGAACCAGAGGGCUGUGUGUGAUGGAGGAGUCUGGGCCGUAGGCUACAGGUCAUGUGGUCUCAGACUGACCAACCAGACUGCAGCACACCUGAGGGAUGGGGUGAGGGCAGUUCACAUAGACUGACACCAGACUGCAGCGCCCAACUCCUGAAGAGGUGAUGGCAGCCUCGGAUAUCAUCGACUUCCUACAGCCGCCCUUGUAGACAGACCAAAAGCCUCAUUUCAGAACAGACCAGCCUCAGUGCCAUCAGAACCCCAAAGGUAUCGGGUCAUUUUAUGACGGAUGCAUUGUAUUUUCUGUACGGCUGCCAAAGACAAACUCGUUUUAUAAUGACAACCAUAACGUGAUCAACAGACAGUCUUGAAUCUGCAGCAGUGAAAAGGCACAGUCAACACUAAGUUGACUGUGCCUUUAAACAGCUUGGAAAAUUCCAGAAAAUUAUGUCAUGGCUUUAGAAGCUUCUGAUAGGCUAAUUGACAUAAUUUGAGUCAAUUGGAGGUGUACCUGUGGAUGUAUUUCAAGGCCUACCUUCAAACUCAGUGCCUCUUUGCUUGACAUCAUGGGAAAUAAGAAUGUGUUCUUAUUUUUUGUAUUUUUUAUUUAACCUUUAUUUAACUAGGCAACUCAGUUAAGAACAAAUUCUUAUUUACAAUGACGGCCUACACCGGCCAAACCGACGCUUGGCCAAUUUUGCGCCGCCCUAUGGGACCGGCCGGUUGUGAUACAGCCUGGAAUCGAACCAGGGGGUCUGUGAUGACGCCUCAAGCACUGAGAUGCAGUGCCUUAGACCACUGCGCCACUCGUUAAAUACACUUGCAUAGUUAAAUAAAAAUAAAUAAAAAUAAAAUUACAUUCCUGCAGUCAGCAUGCCAAUUGCACAUUCUCUCAAAACUUGAGACAUCUCUGGCAUUGUGUUGUGUGUCAAAACUGCACAUUUUAGAGUGCCUUUUAUUGUCCCCAACCCAAGGUGCACCUGUGUAAUGAUCAUGCUGUUUAAUCAACUUCUUGAUAUGCCACCCCUGUCAGGUGGAUGGAUUAUCUUGGCAACAGAGAAAUGCACACCAACAGGGAUGUAAACAAAUUUGUGCAAAAUAAGCUUUUUUUUGCAUUAGGAACAUUUCUGGGAUCUUUUAUUUCAGCUCAUGAAACCAACAUUUUACAUUUACAUUUUUAGUCAUUUAGCAGACGCUCUUAUCCAGAGCGACUUACAGGAGCAAUUAGGGUUAAGUGCCUUGCUCAAGGACACAUCGACAGAAUUUUCACCUAGUCGGCUCGGGGUUAGAACCAGCGACCUUUCGGUUACUGGCACAACGCUCUUAACCACUAAGCUACCUGCCGCCUCAACACUUUACAUGCUGUAUUUAUAGUUUUGUUCAGCGUAUAAACCCGGACAUUUCUAUAUUCAAUCCCAUUUAAAAGCAGAGUUUUGAUGGUUGCCCUUAAAAUGAGGAGGAUCCCAGAUGCUACUAUAUUUAUUUCUCAGCUGCUCAUAUUAACCACCUGCUCUACUAUAAAACCGGAGUAGUAGCUUACCCGGCAUGAUUGAAAAACAAACUGUGGGAACGUUGCCUCCAUUCUCUAUUUGAGUGCAUACGGAUGUCUUUUUACUGCUGCCACUGUUCCUGCCCAUUUGAUAAUGAGCCAUUCUAAAUUGAAACUAAUUUUACAUAUUAUUAAAGACAAGAUUAAAUUGAGAAUAGUCUGAUGGGUGAAAAUAUGAUCACUUGAUGAGAGAACAGCAUGCACACGUAUGAGCAACCUGAGGCAAGGAACAGAUCACAAGCUUUUUUUGUGACUUUCUCAAAUCAUUAAUAGCCUAUAGACGCAUCAUGCAGCCCAUAUACUGUAUGUUUUGAUUUCUAAGACAUUCUAAGGUAGCGUAUAGAACCUGUUUCAAAUGAUCACUUUUACGCUCAACAUAGCCACUUCAUAUGCACACUUGGUCCGGAAAGGAAUUAUAUUCCUCUUACUUUAAAAUCAUAUAAAAUAAAAUAAUGGCACAGGACGAUUUUGUCUGCUAAAUGAACUAGCCUACUGCCUAUGGCAUGGCACAAAAAUACAUUUUCUUCAUAUCAUUAGGUUUCUUUAGAGCUGCCUGAAAAAAUAAUGGAUUUAUUGUGAUAGUGCAUAUUAAAUGGAUGCAGUAGAUGCAGUUAUUUGCAUGAAAAUAACCGGCUGACAAAAUGCAGUUAUUUGCAUGACUUCUACAGCGCUACCCUUGCUCUGCAAAGGCCGCGGCUUUUGUGGAGCAAUAGGUAACGAUGCUUCGUGGGAGGCAGUUGUUGAUGUGUUCAGAGGGUCCCUGGGUCGAGCCAAGGUUGGGGCAAGGAGAGGGACGAAAGCAAUAAUGUUACAUUGGAUCACUCAGUUGGGCUCUGCCCAGCUGCUGGGGUUGCUGUGGAGGUUGUCAAAGAGGGGUAAGUGUAACCGGUGUGAAAUGGCUAGUUAGAUAGCGGUGCAUAGUAGUAGUGUUUCAGUUGGUGACGACACUCGCUCUGAGACCUUGAAGUAUUUGUUUCACUUGCUCUGCAAAGGCUGUGGCUUUUGUGGAACGAUGUGGUUCGAGCCCAGCUUGGGGCAAGGAGAGGGACAUAAGCAAUACAGUUACAUUUGUUUCUGUGUGUCUGUGUGCAAGCAUGUGUUUGUGUGGGUGUUUAUAUCUGACCCAUCCUGUUUUCUCUGUCCCCUCUCUCCAGAGGAACAGUGGGGAUGUGACAUCUACAGCCUUGGUCAAGCACCUGAGUCACCGGCGCUUUGUGGCGUCAUUCCAGGUGGACAGUGUGCAGCGCAACGACCAGGACCUGUACCGCUGUGUCACCCAGUCUUCCAGGGGCUCUGGGGUCUCCAACUUCGCUGAGCUCAUCGUCAAAGGUAAAUACGCCUGCCAUCAGUCAGUGGGACGAGGCUACUAGGUUAUGGAUCUCUCAAUAUGCUGUACUGUAGGUCUAUGAACCAAGGGUGAACUGAAUAAAACUGGUUUAGUCAUGUUACUUUGUGUUAGCAAAAGCAGAAAAUGGUGUAAAUGAACAUUUACAUAAUCCGUAAUCAAUUUACACCUCCCACACACUUGUCAGCUGUGGCAUAAUUCAAUCAGCACAUUGAAGUGCUUGAUUGAUAUUAUCAUAUAGACUAUGAUGCAUGCGGUAUCGUAAGCAAAGCACAUCCUUCAAAUACAAUAAUUGUAACUCCAAAUAUGUAUGUUGGCACUAUAAAUAAACAUAAAAUAAUAACAAAAUAUGUUUUAUUGUCACAUACAAUAAAAAGGUUAAGUGCCUUACUCAAGGACACAUCGGCAGACUUUUCACCUUAGGUAUUUAAACCGGCAACCUUUCGGUUACAGGCCCAAUGCUCUAACCACUAGGAUACAGUGAGGGAAAAAAGUAUUUGAUCCCCUGCUGAUUUUGUACGUUUGCCCACUGACAAAGACAUGAACAGUCUAUAAUUUUAAUGGUAGGUUUAUUUGAACAGUGAGAGACAGAAUAACAACAACAAAAUCCAGAAAUAUGCAUGUCAAAAAUGUUAUAAAUUGAUUUGCAUUUUAAUGAGGGAAAUAAGUAUUUGACCCCUCUGCAAAACAUGACUUAGUACUUGGUGGCAAAACCCUUGUUGGCAAUCACAGAGGUCAGACGUUUCUUGUAGUUGGCCACCAGGUUUGCACACAUCUCAGGAGGGAUUUUGUCCCACUCCUCUUUGCAGAUCUUCUCCAAGUCAUUAAGGUUUCGAGGCUGACGUUUGGCAACUCGAACCUUCAGCUCCCUCCACAGAUUUUCUAUGGGAUUAAGGUCUGGAGACUGGCUAGGCCACUACAGGACCUUAAUGUGCUUCUUCUUGAGCCACUCCUUUGUUGCCUUGGCCGUGUGUUUUGGGUCAUUGUCAUGCUGGAAUACCCAUCCACGACCCAUUUUCAAUGCCCUGGCUGAGGGAAGGAGGUUCUCACCCAAGAUUUGAUGGUACAUGGCCCCGUCCAUCGUCCCUUUGAUGCGGUGAAGUUGUCCUGUCCCCUUAGCAGAAAAACACCCCCAAAGCAUAAUGUUUCCACCUCCAUGUUUGAUGUUGUUCUUGGGGUCAUAGGCAGCAUUCCUCCUCCUCCAAAUAUGGCGAGUUGAGUUGAUGCCAAAGAGCUCGAUUUUGGUCUCAUCUGACCACAACACUUUCACCCAGUUCUCCUCUGAAUCAUUCAGAUGUUCAUUGGCAAACUUCAGACGGGCCUGUAUAUGUGCUUUCUUGAGCAGGGGGAACUUGCGAUUUCAGUCCUUCACGGCGUAGUGUGUUACCAAUUGUUUUCUUGUUGACUAUGGUCCCAGCUGCCUUGAGAUCAUUGACAAGAUCCUCCCGUGUAGUUCUGGGCUGAUUCCUCACCGUUCUCAUGAUCAUUGCAACUCCACGAGGUGAGAUCUUGCAUGGAGCCCCAGGCCGAGGGAGAUUGACAGUUAUUUUGUGUUUCUUCCAUUUGCGAAUAAUCGCACCAACUGUUGUCACUUUCUCACCAAGCUGCUUGGCGAUGGUCUUGUAGCCCAUUCCAGCCUUGUGUAGGUCUACAAUCUUAUCCCUGACAUCCUUGGAGAGCUCUUUGGUCUUGGCCAUGGUGGAGAGUUUGGAAUCUGAUUGAUUGCUUCUGUGGACAGCUGUCUUUUAUACAGGUAACAAGCUGAGAUUAGGAGCACUCCCUUUAAGAGUGUGCUCCUAAUCUCAGCUCGUUACCUGUAUAAAAGACACCUGGGAGCCAGAAAUCUUUCUGAUUGAGAGGGGGUCAAAUACUUAUUUCCCUCAUUAAAAUGCAAAUCAAUUUAUAACAUUUUUGACAUGCGUUUUUCUGAAUUUUUUUGUUGUUAUUCUGUCUCUCACUGUUCAAAGAAACCUACCAUUAAAAUUAUAGACUGAUCAUUUCUUUGUCAGUGGGCAAAUGUACAAAAUCAGCGGGGGAUCAAAUACUUUUUGUCCCUCACUGUACCUGCUGCCCAUAGCUCUACAUUCAAUGAAGAAAUACAACCUGUCUGUGUUAAUAUCUUGGGACUGGCAGUGUCACCAAGGGAUGAAUAAUGUGUUUGUUUUAAUUGACUGUGUUUUGAAUCUUAAUGUGUAUUUAAUGUGUAUAUCGUCUAUAUUUAUGUUUGCCUGAUGUACAGUUGAAGUUGGAAGUUUACAUACACUUAGGUUGGAGUCAUUAAAACUCGUUUUUCAACCUCUCCACAAAUUUCUUGUUAACAAACUAUAGUUUUGGCAAGUUGGUUAGGACAUCUACUUUGUGCAUGACACAUGUAAUUUUUCCAACAAUUGUUUACAGACAAAUUAUUUCACUUAUAAUUCACUGUAUCACAAUUUCAGAAUUUUACAUACACUAAGUUGACUGUGCCUUUAAACAGCUUGGAAAAUUCCAGAAAAUGAUGUCUUGGCUUUAGAAGCUUCUGAUAGGCUAAUUGACAUAUUUUGAGUCAAUUGGAGGUGUACCUGUGGAUGUAUUUCAAGGCCUACCUUCAAACUCAGUACCUCUUUGCUUCACAUCAUGUGAAAAUCAAAACAAAUCAGCCAAGACCUCAGAAAUAAAUUUGUAGACCUUCUGGUUCAUCCUUGGGAGCAAUUUCCAAAUGCCUGAAGGUACCACAUUCAUCUGUACAAACAAUAGUACGCAAGUAUAAACACCAUGGGACCACGCAGCCGUCAUACCGAUCAGGAAGGAGACACGUUCUGUCUCCUAGAGAUGAACGUACUUUGGUGUGAAAAGUGCAAAUCAAUCCCAGAACAACAGCAAAGUACCUUGUGAAAAUGCUGGAGGAAACAGGUACAUAAUAUCUAUAUCCACAGUAAAAUGAGUCCUAUAUCGACAUAACCUGAAAGGCCGCUCAGCAAGGAUGAAGCCACUGCUCCAAAACCGCCAUAAAAAAAGCCAGACUACGGUUUGCAACUGCACAUGAGGACAAAGAUCAUACUUUUUGGAGAAAUGUCCUCUGGUCUGAUGAAACAAAAAUAGAACUGUUUGGCCAUAAUGACCAUCAUUAUGUUUGGAGGAAAAAGGAGGGCUUGCAAGCCGAAGAACACCAUCCCAACCGUGAAGAACGGGGGUGGCAGCAUCAUGCUGUGGGGGUGCUUUGCUGCAGGAGGGACUGGUGCACAAAAUAGAUUGCAUCAUGAGGAAGGAAAAUUAUGUGGAUAUAUUGAAGCAACAUCUCAAGACAUCAGUCAGGAAGUUAAAGUUUGGUCGCAAAUGGGUCUUCCAAAUGGACAAUGACCCCAAGCAUACUUCCAAAGUUGUGGCAAAAUGGCUUAAGGACAACAAAGUCAAGGUAUUAGAGUGGCCAUCACAAAGUCUUGACCUCAAUUCUAUAGAAACUUUGUGGGCAGAACUGAAAAAGCGUGUGCGAGCAAGGAGGCCUACAAACCUGACUCAGUUACACCAGCUCUGUCAGGAGGAAUGGGCCAAAAUUCACCCAACUUAUUGUGGGAAGCUUGUGGAAGGCUACAUUAAACGUUUGACCCAAGUUAAACAAUUGAAAGGCAAUGCUACCAAAUACUAAUUGAGUGUAUGUACACUUCUGACCCACUGGGAAUAUGAUUAAAGAAAUAAAAGCUGAAAUAAAUAAUUCUCUCUACUAUUAUUCUGACAUUUCACAUUCUUAAAACAAAGUGGUGAUCCUAACUGACCUAAGACAGGGAAUUUUUACUAGGAUUAAAUGUCAGGAAUUGUGAAAAACUGAGUUUAAAUGUAUUUGGCUAAGGUGUAUGUGAACUUCCGACUUCAACUGUAUAUGCUUGUUUUUGUAUUGUGCAGGGCUCAUUUGUAAAAGUGACUUUAGUCUCAAUAUGACUUCCCUGUUGAAAUAAUAAUAAUAAUGUUCCUGGCUGAUCAGUAGAGCAGUGUUAGAGAGCUGACCUUUUGGACUCCAAUGUUGAUCCAUCAUCUCACCCCUCAUAUCAUGCUCUGCAGAUGGCCCAACCUCAGUCCCAUUACUCACUCUAACCCUAGAGCCUGACACUGCUCUGACAGCUCUGAUGACACGGCUCAAUAGGAGGGUUUGAUGCCACGCCAGGCCCCAAUCCCUAAACCAGAGGAAUGAGAUGGAGAGGGAAAUAAGGACAUGGAGAAAUCUUAUUCUACUCGUCUCCUCUCAUCCUUUAUAUCCUUUGCAUCAUCACUUCUUAAAACAGGCCUUGAAAGUAGGGAGAGGUGGUAGAGAGAGGGAAAGAGGAGAGAGAAAGAGAGCGAGAGUAAGAAAAAAGAGGGGGGAGGGGGAAAGAUAAUAAGUAAAGGGGGGUUGUGAAAUAGCACCAAUCUAAUCCCAUUGAUAGAUGUGGCAUCAUGGAUUACGUUGAGUUUAGUGAUACGGACCAUUUGGUGGACAACAGCACAGCCCCUAGCCAGAGCAGCACUAAGCUCACAUAGUGUCUUCCAGUAAACAACAGCCUCAAUCAAUUCACAGACAGAGGGCCAUACAAUCUCCAAGUGAUGUGCUCAGAUCUAUAGAAAACUGUACAAUGAAUUCUCAGCUCUGGAAUUGUUAGUAGCAUUAUAGUAGUGACAUGGUUGUUGCCGUAGCUUUUUUAAAAUUCAGAAUAUCUGGGUUAUUUUUGGCAUGGUGUGUUCUGUCCUGACUCCUGAGAGCUGAUGCAUAGCCAUUCUGCAACGGGUCAUAACUCAUAGCUGCUCGUUCAGUCACUGAUACUCUGUGUAGUACUUGCAGUGCAAGGCCCUUAACAAGGCUUUUAUAAACCCCCCUCCCCCACUGCCCCCGCUAACGAGAGGGUAAUCAGCCUUUUAAUUAGCUUGAUCAACUCAUUUCAGAUCACACAAGUGCUCCACGUUCGGCACAUAGAUUGCAUGCAAAGAGGCCCAUAGAGGACAGAGCUCAGUCACUGCAAUGUAGAACACAUUUUGUGGUGUUUCACCCCUGAGGUGUUUUUGGCUAAGAUUUAUCAUAUCAGUAGUCAUGUUUCAAUAAAAAACUCAUUUUCAGGGAUCUCGAAAAAUUAUCAUCAUUGAGUAAAUACAUAAGUAAAUAAAAAGCUACAUUAACAAACCUCCAGCUGAUACAGUCAGCUGGGUUUGUGAUCCUAAAUACAAAAUGGUGCUGAAAACAGAAAUGCAACAGUAAUGAAUAAUGCCAGUUAUAGAAUCCUUGGGAAAGUACAGUAAGGGAGUUUUGUUGAUGUCAAUUUACAUCAAUAUAUAGUACUAUAGCUUGUCUCCCUGUACUUCCAGAGGCUUGUGAGGCUUGCAUGAUUGCCUGCAGUGUGGACGUGCUCUGUGGAAGCGUCCAUGGGAUGAGGCAGGAAUAGAGACGAGAGCCCUCUGAGAGGAUAGUCAUAAUAGACACCGGCGCCUCUGCAGGAAUCAGGGAUUAGUCACAGCCACAGUUCUAACUCUGAUGUUUCUCUUGCUCUUAGUCCUAGUUUUUCUGCAUUCCCUUCUUCCCCUCACACAGUCACCUUUCUGUAUAAUUGCUCAGUGGCUCUGAGAGUCUGCUGUAAGUGACAUUUGGAUGGACUCUGAAAUUAAUCCCUGAUUUGGUCCUCUGUAGCUCAAUUGGUAGAGCGUGGCGCUUGUAACGCCAGGGUAGUGGGUUCGAUCCCCGGGACCACCCAUACGUAAAAAUUUAUGCACACAUGACUGUAAGUCGCUUUGGAUAAAAGCGUCUGCUAAAUGGCAUAUUAUAUUAUUAUUAUUAUAUUAUUUGGCAUCUUGCCCUCGAAAUUAUGUUGGGUCUCUUCUUUCAUCAUGGUAACUUCCUCUGUGAAGUGCUUGCGUUAAUUCCGGUGCCAGCGGACGCACACAUCGCUCAAUUAAGAGAGCUUGUAUUCUGAGAUAAUACACAUUCCUCAGACCAUAUAUACAGCUGUUUUUUUCACUCGCGGUUCUCUGCUAUGUUCAUGUAUGGCUAGUUAAUGUGCUAUUAAUAGGUGGGGCUGUAGUGGAACAGGUUGAGAGCUUCAAGUUCAUUGGUGUCCUCAUCACCAACAAACUAUCAUGGUCCAAACACAGCAAGACAGUCGUAAAGAGGGCACGACAAAGCCUAUUCCCCCUCAGGAGACUGAAAAGACUUGGCAUGGGUCCUCAGAUCCUCAAAAAGUUAUACAGCUGCACCAUCGAGAGCAUCCUGACUGGUUGAAUCACUGCCUGGUAUGGCAACUGCUCGGCCUUCAACCGCAAGGCACUACAGAGGGUAGUGCGUACGGCCCAGUACGGGGCCAAGCUUCCUGCCAUCCAGGACCUCUAUACCAGGCGGUGUCAGAGGAAGGCCCUCAAAAUUGUCAAAGACUCCAGCCACCCUAGUCAUAGACUGUUCUCUCUGCUACCGCACGGCAAGUGGUACCGGAGCGCCAAGUCUAGGUCCAAAAGGCUUCUUAACAGCUUUUACCCCCAAGCCAUAAGACUCCUGAACAGCUAAUCAUGGCUACCCGGACUGUUUGCAUUGUCCCCCCACCCCACCCCCUCUUUUACACUGCUGCUACUCUCUGUUUAUUAUCUCUGCAUAGUCACUUUAACUCUACCCACAUGUACGUAUUACCUCAAUUACCUCGACUAACCUGUGCCCCCGCAUAUUGACUCUGUACCGGUACCCAUUUACAUUUACAUUUUAGUCAUUUAGCAGACGCUCUUAUCCAGAGCGACUUACAGUUAGUGAGUGCAUACAUUUUUUCAUACUGGUCCCCCGUGGGAAUCGAACCCACAACCCUGGCGUUGCAAGCGCCAUGAUCUACCAACUGAGCUACACAGGACUACGGAAUUAACAUAAUCAAUAAUGUUCCCUUUUCUACUCCAACACAACCUUCACUUAAACGUCCCAAAAACAACAACUUUCUUCACAUAAAUAAAGGAACACAAAUACAUUUAUAUCCAAAUCCACAUGUAUAUAGCCUCCCCACUGUUAUUUUAUUUGACUGCUGCUCUUUAAUAUUUUUUAUUUUUGUAUUUUUUACUCAUCUAUUUUUUACUUGACACUUAUUUUUCUUAAAACUGCAUUGUUGGUUAAGGGCUUGUAAGUAAGCAUUUCACUGUAAGGUCUACACCUGUUGUAUUAGGCGAUUGUGGCAAAUAAAAUGUGAUUUGAUUUGAUUUGUCCAAUCUGCUAUUUGAAACCUUGACCUGCUCACAUUCCUCAGCCCCGGGGGGCUCAAACAAACCUGAGAGUUAUAGAUUUAGUAAAAGGAGGCCUAUUUAGAGUAAAAGGAUGAAAAAAGAUGAUAAGCAUGUUGUAAUAAGACUGAUUAGUAAUAGUACAUAGUACUUAUAAGUACAGUGGAAUCCAUUUCAACCGCUUCUGAACAAGAUAGCCCUCAAAUUUCACAUAAUGGAUGGGAAAAAUACAGCUACAGUGUAUAGAAGCAAUAAUAACAUUUAAAUAACCUCAUAGCCUUCUACCCUGUCUUCUUCCCACAGUUCCCCCCUCCCCUAUCGCACCCCCACAGCUGCUGCGAGCGGGCUCCACAUAUCUGAUCAUCCAGCUCAACACCAACUCCAUCUUGGGAGACGGCCCUAUCAUCAGGAAGGAGAUUGAGUACCGGGCCAGCCAAUCACCUUGGUCCGAGGUCCAUGGGGUCAACAUGGUCACCUACAAGCUGUGGCACCUGGACCCAGACACGGAGUAUCACAUAAGUGUGUUGCUGACCCGGCCCGGAGAGGGCGGCACCGGACCACCCGGACCACCUCUCGUCAGCAGGACUAAGUGUGCAGGUGAGGGUCUGGGCGGUGUGACGAGGUCUAGAUAAGCUUGUUAGUAUGAGACAUUCUCAUAGUUGGCCGUGUUUGGUAACACAGAAUAUUUUGGUAAUACAUGUUAUUAACCACUUGCAAAUUCUUGAUAAAAUCUUACCAUACCAUAUCAUAUUUUUAAAGCCACAUACACUUUGAAUAGAUUUGCAAUUUUUAUUGUAAGAUCACUCUAGUUUUAUGUGAUAUGUUUAUAGUCUUGAUAAAUAGAGGGAAAUGUAUCACUCCUCUGUGGAUUUUAACUCAGAAACCUCAGAAACGCUCCUUAUAUUUUUUUGUCAUUUUAGAGAGGAUAUUUCCUCAGACAAUUCAAAGUACAGAUGCCCAACAGCUAGAUGCUCACACUUUAUUUAAUCUCAGAGUAAGUGCUUCAUUAUAUUGUUGAAUUUGAAAAGUGGAAUAACAGACCAUCGACUGUGGUGAUAAUGUGGCAAAAUUGUAUUCCAGACUGAAACCCCUCUGUGAGAUUGAGAGGUGGUGUUGUUCCUCAGAUUUUUUUGUAAAAAUAUAAUUUGUACUGGAAGAAAAACAACUAACACACACACACACAUACACACCACACACACACAUGCACACACACACACUCAGAACCACACAAUUCAUGCCUAUUUCCUGUGGGCAGUUGUCCCAUGUCUUCGACAGUCAUCAGUCUUUAGUAUGCCCAGCGGUCUCUUCCCACCACAAACCAUCUCUCACACCCCUCCCCUCCCUGUUCCACCAACCACAGCCUCCAUGUCCUCUCUCUAAUGACACAUUAAGCACACUCCCUUUUCCCAAUAGCCACAGACACCACCUAUUCAUCAGUAAAAUAGAGAGAGCCCACAGCCAGCUCUCACUGAAAAACACAGAGAAAAAUAUAAAAUGAGAGGAAGUAGAGAAAGGAUACACGAGGAAAAAAUGAUAAUAUUUUCAAAGAGAUAGACAGGGAAAGAGGAGAGUGAAUUUUAUAGUUCUGAAGUGAGAGAGGAUGCACACAAUGUUCUAAUGUAAAUUACUUUCAGUGGCACCAAUAUUAUCCUGUCUGAAGUUUCUGAAUUUCAACCUCUGAUAUAUUACAUUUCAUCCCACUGUGACAUUAGCUUGUGCAUCCAUGUGUGUAGUUAAAAAUGCCACUGUGUUUGCUUACCUGUUAAACAGAGCAUUUAGAUGCAAUGGGGAGAACAAGUAUUUGAUACACUGCCGAUUCUGCAGGUUUUCCUACUUACAAAGCAUGUAGAGGUCUGUAAUUUUUAUCAUAGGUACACUUCAACUGUGAGAGAUGGAAUCUAAAACAAAAAUCCAGAAAAUCACAUUGUAUGAUUUUUAAGUAUUUAAUUUGCAUUUUAUUGCAUGACAUAAGUAUUUGAUACAUCAGAAAGCAGAACUUAAUAUUUGGUACAGAAACCUUUGUUUGCAAUUACAAAGAUCAUACGUUUCCUGUAGGUCUUGACCAGGUUUGCACACACUGCAGCAGGGAUUUUGGCCCACUCCUCCAUACAGACCUUCUCCAGAUCCUUCAGGUUUUGGGGCUGUCGCUGGGCAAUACGGACUUUCAGCUCCCUCCAAAGAUUUUCUAUUGGGUUCAGGUCUGGAGACUGGCUAGGCCACUCCAGGACCUUGAGAUGCUUCUUACAGAGCCACUCCUUAGUUGCCCUGGCUGUGUGUUUCGGGUCGUUGUCAUGCUGGAAGACCCAGCCACGACCCAUCUUCAAUGCUCUUACUGAGGGAAGGAGGUUGUUGGCCAAGAUCUCGCGAUACAUGGCCCCAUCCAUCUUCCCCUCAUUACGGUGCAGUCGUCCUGUCCCCUUUGCAGAAAAGCAUCCCCAAAGAAUGAUGUUUCCACCUCCUUGCUUCACGGUUGGGAUGGUGUUUUUGGGGUUGUACUCAUCCUUCUUCCUCCAAACACAGCGAGUGGAGUUUAGACCAAAAAGCUCUAUUUUUGUCUCAUCAGACCACAUUACCUUCUCCCAUUCCUCCUCUGGAUCAUCCAGAUGGUCAUUGGAAAACUUCAGACGGGCCUGGACAUGCGCUGGCUUGAGCAGGGGGACCUUGCGUGCAGGAUUUUAAUCCAUGACGGCGUAGUGUGUUACUAAUGGUUUUCUUUGAGACUGUGUUCCCAGCUCUCUUCAGGUCAUUGACCAGGUCCUGCCGUGUAGUUCUGGGCUGAUCCCUCACCUUACUCAUGAUCAUUGAUGCCCCACGAGGUGAGAUCUUGCAUGGAGCCCCAGACCGAGGGAGAUUGACCGUCAUCUUGAACUUCUUCCAUUUUCUAAUAAUUGCGCCAACAUUUGUUGCCUUCUCACCAAGCUGCUUGCCUAUUGUCCUGUAGCCCAUCCCAGCCUUGUGCAGGUCUACAAUUUUAUCCCUGAUGUCUUUACACAGCUCUCUGGUCUUGGCCAUUGUGGAGACGUUGGAGUCUGUUUGAUUGAGUGUGUGGACAGGUGUCUUUUAUACAGGUAACGAGUUCAAACAGGUGCAGUUAAUACAGGUAAUGAGUGGAGAACAGGAGGGCUUCUUAAAGAAAAACUAACAGGUCUGUGAGAGCUGGAAUUCUUACUGGUUGGUAGGUGAUCAAAUACUUAUGUCAUGCAAUAAAAUGCAAAUGAAUUACUUAAAAAUCAUACAAUGUGAUUUUCUGGAUUUUUGUUUUAGAUUCCGUCUCUCACAGUUGAAGUGUACCUAUGAUAAAAAUUACAGACCUCUACAUGCUUUGUAAGUAGGAAAACCUGCAAAAUUGACAGUGUAUCAAAUACUUGUUCUCCCCACUGUAGGUGUAUCAUGGAAAAUGUCGCCUGAAUUAAGUUUGUCAUGUUUUUUUCCUCCAGACAAUUUGCAUACCAGUGGCUACUAAUAAUAUAAUCUAUAGUUUUGUCUUGGCAGUAUAGUUCAUGUUGGUGACUCCAAAUAACUGUAUCAGAUAUCAAAGCUCAACCUCUUUACCUGUAAUUUCACCAGCUGUUGUUUUCACAACAUACAAUGCAUUCGGAAAGCAUUCAGACCCCUUGACUUUUCCCACAUUCUUUUUACGUUACAGCCAUAUUCUAAAAUGGAUUAAUAAAUAAAACAAUCCUCAUCAAUCUACACACAAUACCCCAUAAUGACAAAGCGAAAACAGGUUUUUAGAAAAUUCAGACCCUUUGAUAUGAGACUCGAAUUUGAGCUCAGGCGCAUCCUGUUUCCAUUGAUCAUCCUUGAGAUAUUUCUACAACUUGAUUGGAGUCCCCCUGUGGUAAAUUCAAUUGAUUGGACAUGAUUUGGAAAGGCACAUACCUGUCUAUAUAAGGCCCCACAGUUGACAGUGCAUGUCAGAGCAAAAACCAAGCCAUGAGGUCGAAUGAAUUGCCCGUAGAACUCCGAGACAGGAUUUUGUCGAGGCACAGAUAUGGGGAAUGGUACCAAAACAGUUCUGCAGCAUUGAAGGUCCCCAAGAACACAGUGGCCUCCAUCAUUCUUAAAUGAAAGAAGUUUGGAAACACCAAGACUCUUUCUAGAGCUGCCGGCCCGGCCAAACUGAGCAAUUGGGGGAGAAGGGCCUUGGUCAGGGAGGUGACCAAGAACCUGAUGGUCACUCUGACAAAGCUCCAGAGUUCUUCUGUGGAGAUGGGAGAACCUUCCAGAAGGACAACCAUCUCUGCAGCACUCCACCAAUCAGGCAUUUAUGGUAGAGUGGCCAGACGAAGCCUCUUCUCAGUAAAACACACAUGACAGCCCGCUUGGAGUUUGCCAAAAGGCACCUAAAGGACUCUCAAACCAUGAGAAACAAGGUCCUCUGGUCUGAUGAAACCAAGAUUUUUUCAGCAGCAGGGACUGGGAGACUAGUCAGGAUCGAGGGAAAGAUGAAUGGAGUAAAGUACAGAGAGAUCCUUGAUGAAAACCUGCUCCAGAGCAUUCAGACUGGGGCAAAGGUUCAACUUCCAACAGGACAACGCUCCUAAGCACACAGCCAAGACAACGCAGGAGUGUUUUCGGGACCAGUUUCUGAAUGUCUUUGAGUGGCCCAGCCAGAGCCCCGACUUGAACACGAUUUAACAUCUCUGGAGAGACCUGGAAAUAGCUGUGCAGCGACGCUCCCCAUCCAACCUGUCAGAGCUUGAGAGGAUCUGCAGAGAAGAAUGGGAGAAACUCCCCAAAUACAGGUGUGCCAAACUUGUAGCAUCAUACCCAAGAAGACUCGAGGCUGUAAUCGCUGUCAAAGAUGCUUCAACAAAGUAUUGAGUAAAGGGUCUGAAUAUUUAUGUAAAUGUAUUAUUUCAGUUUUUUAUUUUUAAUAAAUGUGCAAACAUUUCUAAAAACCUGUUUUUGCUUUGUCAUUAUGGGGUAUUGUGUGAAGAUUGAUAAGGAAAAAAAAACAAUUUAAUCAAUUUUAGAAUAAGGCUGUAACGUAACAAAAUGUGGAAAAAGUAAAUGGGUCUGAAUACUUUCGAAAUGCACUGUAAGGGUUAGGUUGUUGUGCCUACUGGCUUGAUCUGUUGGUGGCCUGAUCCUGAUUCACACACCUUCACAUACCCCUCAUCCAUCUGGUGUAUCUCACCAUGUCCACCCUCCAGGAGUCUAAUCACCACCAGGGCACCCUUGAGUUCCUCUGAUCCCCGUCUCCCAGCCCAGCCCCCAGACCAUCUGGUCCAGAACUCACACUGACCCCACACUUCAUCAUUGCAUUUUGAUCCUCCUCACCUUUGUUGGGCUGCUUAGGUCUAGGCAUAAGGAAAUAUAUGUUCUUGUCACAGUGGGGAUCUCUGGGAGUGUGUUAAUUAGCAGAGUGAACAGACGGGAGGCUUGGACCCUCUUGGUGUUCUUCUGACUAAAGUGAAUUUCCUCUCCAAAAAAGAGUGUUGCCAUGGACUGGGUAUGUUCUGCUGUUCUGUGUGAACACCGCCUCUCUUCCUGGCUGGCUCUGAUCUAUAUAGUGGAGCCCAGGCAUCCUCCUGUGGGUGCUGUAAAACUAAUGGCCGUGAAUGUGAACAUGGUCUCCGCCCGCCUCUGAUGGCCAGCCAGGUGUGCUUGAUGAGCCAUCACUGUGAUUAUCAGCAGGGCUGCAUUAUCGUAGCUCGAAGCCCCUCAAGUAAAUCACAGAGGAGACAAGUUAUUUCGUACCGCAGGUGGUCCCCAAACCACGUUAAUAGGCUUCCACCAGCAGCUGGGUCACUGAGCCUUCUGGAGAGCCCCCUGCGACCAAACCUCUCUGCCAAGCGAGGGGCUUCAUACCGGUGCCCGACUAAAAUUAGGAACAGAACAUUACAAGGGGUAAUAAACCAGAAGCUCUCCCCUUCCUUUCCUCUCACUUCUAUACCGUGAGGAACAAGCAUGCCACUCUGGUCUCUGGGCCAUGUUGGGGAUGCUGCAACCCCUUUCCGAAGGGUGCCAGGGAGUGUGCGCUGCACACAGUCGAGCGUGGCAUGCAGACAAAUAGACUGGGCAAAGGGAAGGGUGUUGGCACAAAAGUCCACUUUGAUGAAAAUCCACAAUGGGCACACUGUGGCCUCUUCAGUGUUUUUUUCAUCAGCUCCUCAGUUAAAAGCCCCUCUUUAUUUAGCUUUGAGACUGUGCAGACUAUCAAUUACACCAUAAAGACAAUCCUCAAUCAGAUUGUAGAAUUGUUCAAACAUUUCUUGCCGCGUCUAAUGUACCACUACUUGCCCACACAUUUUUCUGCUGUCACAGACUGAUGUUCAGAACAAUGCAGUGGUCAUGUUUCCUUCUAGACCGAGAUGCCAGCAAACAAAUUAGGAAAGUAAACCGGUGACUGUGGAGACGCUUUAGUAUAGAUUGCCAGUGUCAUGAAAUUCUGCUUCAGGGAGAAAGAUAAUGAAUACAAAGGGAUAAAUGGUUCAACUUCAGGGAGAGAUAUAAUGAAUAGAAAGGGAUAAAUGGAUCAACUUCAGGGAGAGAUAUAAUGAAUGGAAUGGGAAAAGGGAUAAAUAUCCGCGAGGAAGAGGAUGGCCUUUUGAGUGGUGAGUGUGUGCGUGUGCCUGUUUGUGCUCGUAUGUGUUCUUGCAGACUUAGAGAGAGCACCUUUCAAAUCCAUAUCCUUUGAUUACUCCCUUUGUUCCUUCAAGCUUUCCCUCGCUCAUCGAUGCAUUAGCUCCAUUGUUUUAGUCCUCAGCACAAAUAGCUGCAGUGAGAGAAUAAUCCCUUUGAGUGUGAUAGUCAGUGCAGGAAUGAAGACGGUGGCUGGUAUUACCUUACUCUUCUCACUGCUGAGCACUCCGCUCCAUAUCUCCUCUGUCACUCUCACUCUCCUCCACCAUUAGUCACGAAUCCCUAUUAAAAGAACAAAGCAAUACAAUACAUUAUGUGGAAUAUUGUUUGACAAAAAGUCAUUGAUUGUGUUAAUAAUGGGCUGUGACAAAUGUCUCCAUUGGUAGUGUGCUGCCUGAAAGUGUCCUUGGCUCACCCCUGCAGCCUGUAUCUCUUACUGCAACACUGACUUCCUUGUGCCUUCAGGCAUAGAGGCUUCUCAGUAUCUCUGUAUCCCUCUAUCUGUCUAUGCCGACGGAGGAAUAGAAAGACAAGGCUGUAGUUCUCUCUGUUUGAGUCAAAGGAAAACAGGGUUGACCCCAAACCCAUCCACAAUGACCCAGCAAUAAAGAUAACCGGUGGAAUUGAACGCCCUUGGACAGCACUCUUAGUUUUGGUUCUGAAUUUGGCCUCUGGGCAUGGAACUAUAGCGGACACUCAAUUUGCUAGUUGACACGGAGGUGGGGACUGGCGGGGGUGUGACAGAGACCCGCAGCCUGUCCCAUUAAUUAGCGUAAUUGGCACUAGUCCGUGCAUGGCUGGCGGGUGACGUGGGUGUGCCGCGCCCACAGUUUCUCUCUGGCAGUAAAACUGUUGACCUCUAUGAUGGGACAUGGUAGUGCCACAUAGCUUGGAUGAACAGCUUCCAACACAUCGGCGUGACCGAGAGAACGUUGUCAGAACUUGUCACACAUAGGAGCAUCAGGGCUAUUACUAAAGUAUUUAAUUAAAACAUAAAGAUUUCAUAAUUUACACUGUGUUUAAACAGUUUAUAUUUAACCUUUAUUUAACCAGGUUAGUUUCUUGAGAUAAAAAUAUAUUUUUCAAAAGAAAACCUGGACCUAGUUGAUAACUAGGCCUUCUCUCGCUCUUCCCUUCCCUUCCUCCCCCUGCCUUCCUCCCUCUCUGUUAGAACCCACGCGGGCCUUGCGAGGUCUCACAGCCUCAGAGAUCCAGUCCAGGCAGCUGACCCUGCAGUGGGAGACGCUGGCCUACAACUUGACCCGCUGCCACACCUACUCUGUGUCACUGUGCUACCGCUAUGCCACCGCAGGGGGCGGUGGAGGGCACAACACUACUGUGCGUGAGUGCCUGGCGGUGGAGCACAACGCCUCACGCUUCACCCUGCGCGACCUGCCGCCCUACCACUCCAUCCACGUCCGUCUGGCACUCGCCAACCCUGAGGGCAAGAAGGAGGGUCGGGAGGUCACCUUCCAGACUGAAGAGGACAGUAAGUGAUGGGAGAAUGUUGGAGACCUAUACUGUACGUAGGAGCUCAUACAGGGUACAUAUUCAUAGAAACCAGAAUAACAUGGGAGAAUGUUGGAGACAUAAAAAGGAACUGAUACAUACAGGGCACAUAUUCAUAGAUAGGAACCGUCUUGUGUUGAAGUGCCCUAAUGCCAAAAUAAUAUUUUUCAGUGGUGCCAAUAUUCCAGUCUUGUCAGGCCAAAGUUCAGGUUGUCGGUUACUAUUCAUAAAAAUGUGUGGCUGCUACUGAACACUGCUGGUACAUUAUAUCAGUGCUUUUAGAUGUACCUGAUACCUGAUCCAACCUCCUCACAUGGCUGUCUACCUUCUAAAUCCCUGCUUACCAGAGAUCUGUGAGAAACACUUGGCUGUUUUAGUGACAGACUGUUCAGGGAUCAAUUUGGUAGUGUUGAAACUUCUGUGAGACCAAAAUAACCCAAGGGAGUCAUUCAAAACUUGUGUAUUAUCUCUGCUCUGCUCUAAAUUCAAAUUUGUGUUAACAAAUUAACAAAAAUAGUGCCGUUCAAAUGGGGAAAAAAUCUAGCUAUCUAUACAGUUGGGAUUGAUAACACUGGGUCAGUCAACAUCUGCAGCUACAGUUUGAUUGAAGGGAUUCAUAACUAUCAUGGUCCAUCUCCUUUCCCAUGCAGUCUCAGUAUACUUGAAUAAAAGCAUUGUGACAUCUCCAAGAGGCUGCAUCAGCAUACCAAAGGAUCCGUCUCAUUCUCAAAUGAAUAUGAAAUAUUAAUAAUCAUAUCUGAGGCCCACCAGUAAGCCAAAGAGAACGGAUUUCCCCCAUAUCUCCCAAUAUAUAUUCGUUUUGUGCCAAGGCAGCCAACAGCCUCUGUGCAUUGCAGAUGCCUGGCUGAAGGACAAAUACAUUUUUCCAUGAAAAAUAAACAAAACAAAUGCACGGUUCUCACACCAAAGGGAGAAAUAAAGAAAAGUGUGUGAGAGAGAGAACGAGAAUGAGAGAGAAAGAGAGAGAGAGAUACAGAAAAAAAGAGAUACCUGUCAAUUAUAAACACACUCUUCAAAAGCUUUUAAUCAGCAACUUUCUUUCCAAACUCUGUCACUACCGAAAUAACACCAGACAGCUGUUUCCUCACAGGGCUGAAUGGUUGUUGCUUUAGUCCCAGGGUAGAUCCCUCUCCCCACACCACUCAUCCACCCUGCACUCUACAAACACAGACUAAUGGGGAUUGUGGUCUGGAAUAGAAAACCACAGAGCACAGAGGAUACUAUAAAAACAGUUAGCAUUGUUUUUAUAGGGAUGUGUCUAGGCCAGGCUUCCCCUGGUGUCCAGGCCAGACAGAGUUUUAACAGCAUUCAGCAUUUAUACCAAUGAAUGUUGUCUUAAAAAAGAUGAGAGAGGCCUGUAAUUUUCAUCAUAAGUACACGUCAACUAUGACAGACAAUUUAUUUGCAAAUUAUGGUGGAAAAUAAGUAUUUGGUCAAUAACAAAAGUUUCUCAAUACUUUGUUAUACAGUGAUCCCUCGCCACUUCGCGGUUCACUUAUCGCGGAUUCGCUAUUUCGCGGAUUUUCAUAAUGCAUUUUUUUUUUUUGGGUGCAUUGUGCUCUGCAUUCUGAUUCGCUAAAAACUCACUCCCGCUUCUUGUAUCAAAACAUGCUACGAAUUGUGCUAUCAUUUUGUCGUCUCGUGCAGUUAUGUGUACGUACAUAAAACAGCUUGGCAAAUUUACAUUAAGUUGGCCAAAUUAUCUUGUAAUUUCGAACAUCUCCUAAACCCAUAAUGUCGACGAAACGGCCUGGACCGACAAAAGCACCUGCGGAUGGGCCCAAACGGCGGAAGAUGCUACCUAUCUCAGAUAAAGUUAAACUUCUGGACAUGCUAAGGGAAGGUAAAAGCUAUGGUCCACCACUCUGCCGUAGAAACAGCUGUGAAUCUGGCUAAACAGAUUGGAGGAGACGGCUUUAAUGACAUGAGUCCGGAUGACAUAAACGCCCUGAUUGAUGGAGACGCACAGCCGCUGACCGAUGCAGAGCUGGCAGAAAUGACAAAGCCACAAAGCGACGAUGAAAGAGAAGAGGGAGAAGAGGACACGAGAGAUGAGGAGGAAGGACUAACGCUUGGUCGCUUAGCAACCAUGGUGCGAAUGGCCACUGAACUUAAGCGAGUAGCUGAGGAAUGGGACCCUUUGAUGAGCCGUUCAUUACAGUUCUCCAACGUAAUCGAUGGUGGCAUGUCGGUGUACAAGGAUCUUUUUGCAAAGAAGAAAAAAGAGCGACAACAGCUGCCUAUCACUAUGUUCUUCUCCCGAACAAACACACCUGCACCGCGGGCUUCAGAAGAAGAGAACACUGCAGAGCGCAGUCAGGAUGCAGCGGCCCAGUCUGAAGAGCAGUGAAACGGCCUACACGUGAGUCACUGUAUUUGUAUACAUGUAAUAGUUGCUAAUUGUAAAAAAAAAAAGUUUUCUAUUUCGCGGAUUUCACUUAUCGCGGGUCAUUUUCGGAACGUAACCCCCGCGAUAAACGAGGGAUUACUGUAUACCCUUUGUUGGCAAUGACACAAGGUUUUCACUGGUAUUUUGGCCCAUUCCUCCAUGCAGAUCUCCUCUAGAGCAGUGAUGUUUUGGGGCUGUCGCUGGGCAACACAGACUUUCAACUCCCUCCAAAGAUUUUCUAUGGGGUUGAGAUCUGGAGACUGGCUAGGCCACUCCAGGACCUUGAAGCCACUCCUUCGUUGCCCGGGCGGUGUGUUUGGGAUCAUUGUCAUGCUGAAAGACCCAGCCACGUUUCAUCUUCAAUGCCCUUGCUGAUGGAAGGAGGUUUUCACUCAAAAUCUCACGAUACAUGGCCCCAUUCAUUCUUUCCUUUACACGGAUCAGUCGUCCUGGUCCCUUUGCAGAAAAACAGCCCCAAAGCAUGAUGUUUCCACCCCCAUGCUUCACAGUAGGUAUGGUGUUCUUUGGAUGCAACUCAGCAUUCUUUGUCCUCCAAACACGACGAGUUGAGUUUUUACCAAAAAGUUAUAUUUUGGUUUCAUCUCCCAAUCCUCUUCUGGAUCAUCCAAAUGCACUCUAGCAAACUUCAGACGGGCCUGGACAUGUACUGGCUUAAGCAGGGGGACACGUCUGGCACUGCAGGAUUUGAGUCCCUGGCGGCAUAGUGUGUUACUGAUGGUAGGCUUUGUUACUUUGGUCCCAGCUCUCUGCAGGUCAUUCACUAGGUCCCCCCGUGUGGUUCUGGGAUUUUUGCUCACCGUUCUUGUGAUCAUUUUGACCCCACGGGGUGAGAUCUUGCGUGGAGCCCCAGAUCGAGGGAGAUUAUCAGUGGUCUUGUAUGUCUUCCAUUUCCUAAUAAUUGCUCCCACAGUUGAUUUCUUCAAACCAAGCUGCUUACCUAUUGCAGAUUCAGUCUUCCCAGCCUGGUGCAGGUCUACAAUUUUGUUUCUGGUGUCCUUUGACAGCUCUUUGGUCUUGGCCAUAGUGGAGUUUGGAGUGUGACUGUUUGAGGUUGUGGACAGGUGUCUUUUAUACUGAUAACAAGUUCAAACAGGUGCCAAUAAUACAGGUAACGAGUGGAGGACAGAGGAGCCUCUUAAAAGAAGUAAGGUCUGUGAGAGCCAGAAAUCUUGCUUGUUUGUAGGUGACCAAAUACUUAUUUUCCACCAUAAUUUGCAAAUAAAUUCAUUAAAAAUCCUACAAUGUGAUUUUCUGGAUUUUUUUUCUCAAUUUGUCUGUCAUAGUUGACGUGUACCUAUGAUGAAAAGUACAGGCCUCUCUCAUCUUUUUGAGUGGGAGAACUUGCACAAUUGGUGGCUGACUAAAUACUUUUUUCCCCCACUGUAAUGUCACUGUCAGACUCAGUGCUCAAAGUAAUGUCUUUAAGGGACUCUGCAUCACGUAAUAUGAACCUCACCAUCAUGAUGAUAGUAUGAACCUGAUCAGUCUGAAUUGACUGUAAGUACUUGUUAUUUACUAUAGUGGUUUUACUCAGUGGUUUUAUAUCCCCUAGUUUCUGAUCCGUCAAUCAUCUCCUAUUAUCUUUGCUUGUACUCUCUCUGACUCUGGCCCUAACUAUAUACACUAUGGUUAACACAAAAUAGAGUCCUUUAUGUCCAACAUGAUGCAGAAUUCUCAGUUCUAAGGCUAACAUUGUAAGAGAGACUCUGUGACAUUGACCACAGAAUAUGAUAUUGACAUUAUGAGAUGCUUGCCAUGAUAUUACCGCUUCAAUUUCCUGACCUGUGUGUGCGCUGCUUAUUUCCCAUAGUUCCCGGCGGCAUCGCCCCUGAGUCGCUGACCUUCACCCCCCUGGAGGACAUGAUUUUCCUCAAGUGGGAGGAGCCAGUGGAACCCAACGGUCUCAUCACCCAAUACGAGGUAAGGAUGCUUCAAACUCUGCUCGAUGCCCUCCAAUUAUCUUCCUCUAAACAUCUCCUCCCAAAGUCCUCAGGUUCACCCUCCUGACUCUCAUAUCAUAUUAGAGUUUGUAGGAAUUGAUUGGUGUAGUUUAGGUCAGCAAGCGCAGUGUCACAGGCAUUGAUUAGUACAGCUAAGUUCUAGGAGAGAAAUGUCACAGAACUUUUCAAACAGAGAGUUUGAAACUGAAACAAGGACAGAACAAUAAGCAGUCCCACCAACAACUUUACAGCUGUGUCAUACAGUUAGCUAUAUUUUAUAGGGGGCUGUUAAUUGAGGUAAUAGACACAACACAGCUGUUUGACGCUAAGAAAACAGGCAGAAGCUACAAUAUCAGCCGCUCUGUAUGUGUGGUUGUGUAUGGCAUUUUUAUACAAGCUCAUAGUCCAUCCCCAGAGCGCUCUGUUUCUCUCCACUCAUCUAACAGUACAUCUAGAGCUAGCAAAUAGUCUGGAAAGUUAAGAAAAACGUUUAUCAGCAUAUAGCACUGCCAUGCAUCAUCACGUUAGUCUCACCCUAAUUUAUUAGCACUAAUUUAUUCAUGCUAAUUUUGGAGUAGGUCUCAGAUGAAAAUAGACCAUUUGCAACUUUAUUCUCGCUUUCUCCCUUUUGUCUUCACCUAUGGUAGGGGCUCAGUACAGUAUUACCUAUACCAGCCUCAAGCCUUCCCCCAGCCCUCUCUCUUUCAAUGUCGUCUCAAGGAGGAUAUUAUUAAAUGGGAUUUGUGGUUUGACAUGUAAAGAGGAGGCAGGGAUGGAUUUUCUCCCCGUAGCAUCCUGAGCUAACAAAGAGAGCUUUAGACGGAGCAAUAGAAGAAAUCCUCUUCAUUUCUCUCCCAUUAAAGCAUUAACCAGUCUCCCUGAGCCCAUCGACCGCCACGACUCCAGCCUCACAAGCCCCUUCUUGGUCCUCUUUGCUCUUUCUGGAGGCUAUUAUCGACUUUUAUAUAUAUAUAUUUUUUUAUGUGUGUGUACUGUGUACAGUCAUUGGCUGUCUUCACAGUUACCACACCUGCAUGGGCAUAUCGUGCUCUUAAAAUUAUCUGCAUAGUCAAUAGUUUGGUUCAAGUCAAGUCAGUGGGAAGCGAGGCGUGUCUGUGUCAUUUAACAUUCCCAGUUUUUACAUUCCUCUCUGAUGCCACAUGGGUGGAAUCCCAUAAGACAGUUUGACUGGGUGGGAAAAAGUUGAUUCCAACAGCAUCAAUAUUUCACACAGAACACAUUUCCACAUUAGCAUGAAUGUCCUUCAGGCUUGGCCAUUAUGAAUGAAUUAGCAAGCUAAACAAAAUCAUUAGCCUCUUGUUAUUGUGCAACCCGCAGGUUGUGAAAUCUGUAAACAUACAAAACAACAACGGUUUGAUAAUGAUUCCACUUUCAUGACAAAAUAACAAUAUUACACUGGACUGCAUCACAUACGUUGCUGCUACUAUUUCCUAUCUGUCACUUUAUUCCUGGUUAUUUUAAAAAAUAUAUUUAUUUAACCUUUAUUUAACCAGGUAAGCCAGUUGAGAACAAGUUCUCAUUUACAACUGCGACCUGGCCAAGAUAUAAAACAGUGCGAUAAAAACAACAACACAGAGUUACAUAUGGGGUAAAACAAAACAUAAAGUCAAAAAUACAACAGAAAAUAUAUAUAUAUACAGUGUGUGCAAAUGUAGCAAGUUAUGGAGGUAAGGCAAUAAAUAGGCUAUAGUGCAAAAUAAUUACAAUUAGUAUUAACACUGGAAUGAUAGAUGUGCAAGAGAUUGUGAAAAUAGAGCAAAAUAUAUAACAAUAUAGGGAUGAUUUCAGAUGGGCUGUGUACAGGUGCAGUGAUCGGUAAGGUGCUCUGACAACUGAUGCUUAAAGUUAGUGAGGGAGAUAAGUCUCCAGCUUCAGAUAUUUUUGCACUUCGUUCCAGUCAUUGGCAGCAGAGAACUGGAAGGAAUGGCGGCCAAAGGAGGUGUUGGCUUUGGGGAUGACCAGUGAGAUAUACCUGCUGGAGCGCAUACUACGGGUGGGUGUUGCUAUGGUGACCAAUGAGCUAAGAUAAGGCGGGGAUUUGCCUAGCAGUGAUUUAUAGAUGGCCUGGAGCCAGUGGGUUUGACGACGAACAUGUAAUGAGGACCAGCCAACAAGAGCGGACAGGUCACAGUGGUGGGUAGUGUAUGGGGCUUUGGAGACAAAACGGAUGGCACUGUGAUAGACUACAUCCAAUUUGCUGAGUAGAGGGUUGGAGGCUAUUUUGUAAAUGACAUCGCCAAAGUCAAGGAUCGGUAGGAUAGUCAGUUUUAAGAGGGCAUGUUUGGCAGCUUGAGUGAAGGAGGCUUUGUUGCGAAAUAGGAAGCCGAUUCUGGAUUUAACUUUGGAUUGGAGAUUCUUAAUGUGAGUCUGGAAGGAGAGUUUACUGUCUAACCAGACACCUAGGUAUUUGUAGUUGUCCACAUACUCUAGGUCAGACCCGUCGAGAGUAGUGAUUCUAGUCGGGUGGGCGGGUGUCAGCAGCGUUCGAUUGUUAUAUGUACAUAUCUACCUCAAUUACCUUGUACCCCUGCACAUCGACUCGGUACUGGUACCCCUUGUAUAUAGCCAAGUUAUUGUUGCUCAUUGUGCAUCUAUUAUUACUUUUAUUAUUACAUGUUUUACUUUUCUAUUAUUUUUCUAUUUUCUUUCUCUCUGCAUUGUUGGAAAGGGCCAGUAAGUAAGCAUUUCACUGUUAGUACACACCUGUUGUUUACGAAGCAUGUGAUUCAUCUUUUUAAUUAUUAUUUUGAUUUGCAAAGCAAAAUGACCAAUCAGUACAUUGACUUAGAGCAGCAGCACAAUUUUCAAAGUCAGAUGUGAAUCCUCAGAGAAAAUCUAUUGAACAAAAGUUAAAGGAUCGUUGCUCCACAAAGUAAAUAACUCAUGCUCUUAGAAGUAAUUGCAGUAUAAACCAUAAUGGUGUCUUUUUUUUAUUUGACCACAGAUCAGCUACCAGAGCAUUGAGUCGUCUGACCCGGGCAUCAACGUGCCAGGACCUAGGAGAACAGUGUCGAAGCUGAGGAACGAGACCUAUCACAUGUUCUCCAACCUUCACCCUGGCACCACAUAUCUGAUUUCUGUCCGCGCCCGCACAACCAAGGGCUUCGGCCAGACUGCCCUAACUGAGAUCACCACCAACAUUUCUGGUGAGCAUCGGUGUGUGUGUGCACACUCUUCCUGGGGUCCAGUAACAUUAAGGCAGUUAUAUACAAUUUAAAAUAUUACAUGACAUUACAUUUCAUAACACUUUUCACAACACAUUAAGUGUGUUCCCUCAGGCCACAACUCUACCAUCCCAUAUCUACAAUACAAAAUCCAUGUGUACGUGUGUGUAGAGUGCGUUUCCAUGUGUGUGUGUCAUGUCAACCUUUGUACCUAGCUUGGAUCAAAGUUGAACAUCAACUGCCUGAAGGAGAUAACAGGAGUCUUUAAAUACACUAUAUAUACAAAAGUUUGUGGACACCCCUUCAAAUUGGUGGAUUCGGUAAAAGUCAUCUGUCCUCGGUUGCAACACUCACUACCGAGUUCCAAACUACCUCUGGAAGCAACGUCAGCACAAUAACUGUUCGUCAGGAGGGUCAUGAAAUGGGUUUCUUCAAAUACCCACCCUUUGCCUUGAUGACCGCUUUGCACACUCUUGGCAUUCUCUCAACCAGCUUCAUGAGGUGUAGUUCCCACCGUAAAGCAUGGAAGAGGAGGUGUUAUGGUGUGGGGGUGCUUUGCUGGUGACACUGUCUGUGAUUUAUUUAGAUUCGGCUAUUUUAGCCACACCCGUUGCUGACAGGUGUAUAAGAUCGAGCACACAGCCAUGCAAUCUCCAUAGACAAAUAUUGGCAGUAGAAUUGCCUUACUGAAGAGCUCAGUGACUUUCAACGUGGCACCGUCAUAGGAUGCCACCAGUUCGUCAAAUGUCUGCCCUGCUAGAGCUGCCCCCAGUCAACUGUAAGUGCUGUUAUUGUGAAGUGGAAAUGUCUAGGAGCAGCAACGGCUCAACCGCGAAGUGGUAGGCCACACAAGCUCACAGAACGGCACCACCGAGUGCUGAAGCGCGUAGCGCGUAAAAAUCAUCUGUCCUCGGUUGCAACACUCACUACCGAGUUCCAAACUACCUCUGGAAGCAAUGUCAGCACAAGAACUGUUCGUCAGGAGCGUCAGGAUAUGGGUUUCCAUGGCCGAGCAGCCGCACACAAUCCUAAGAUCGGCUAGAGUGGUGUAAAGCUCGCCACUAUUGGACUAUUGGAAACGCGUUCUCUGGAGUGAUGAAUCACACUUCACCAUCUGGCAUUCCGACAGACAAAUCUGGGUUUGGCGGAUGCCAGGAGAAUGCUACCUGCCCGAAUGCGUAGUGCCAACUGUAAAGUUUGGUGGAGGAGGAAUAAUGGUCUGGGGCUGUUUUUCAUGGUUCAGGCUAGGCCCCUUAGUUCCAGUGAAGGGAAAUCUUAACGCUACAGCAUACUGUACAAUGACAUUCUAGACAAUUCUGUGCUUCAAACUUUGUGGCAACAGUUUGGGGAAAGCCCUUUCCUGUUUCAGCAUGACAAUGCCCCCGUGCACAAAGUGAGGUCCAUACAGAAAUGGUUUGUCGAGAUCGGAAUGGAAGAACUUGACUGGCCUGCACAGAGCCCUGACCUCAACCCCAUCGAACGCCUUUGGGAUGAAUUAGAAAACCGACUGCCAGCCAGGCCUAAUCGCCCAACAUCAGUGCCCGACCUCACUAAUGCUUAUGGCUGAAUGGAAGCAAAUCCCUGCAGCAAUGUUCCAACAUCUAGUGGAAAGCUUUCCCAGAAGAGUGGAGGCUAUUAUAGAAGCAAAGGGGGGACCAACUCCAUAUUAAUGCCCAGGAUUUUGGAAUGAGAUGUUCGACGAGCAGGUGUCCAUAUACUUUUGGUCAUGUAGUGUAUGUCUGAAGGGUGUUACAGCAAUAUGUUAAUUGAUGUUGCACAUGGCUAUAAUCACAACUCCUCUGGGUCUCAAGUGAAUGUUGUGAGAUAGACUAAUUCAUUCCUAUGUAUCCAUCAGUGGAAAAAUACCAAUGACAUGCCCUCUUCUAUAUGGUGUCUGUCUCCCAUCAUUUGCAUAGAUUCCCAAUACUGCAGUCUCUCUAUCUGAGGUAAGGUAUCUCACUGAAGACUGUUGUCUGUGCUCGUGCAGUUGUGUAGUUAGCUAUAGUAGGUUUCACUCACUCUGUGCUUUUAUUAGGGUCUGAAAUGUGACUUUCAACCUCAGUUGCUUUAUCCUCUUGUAGUGGCAAAACAACUCCUCCAAGAAUAUAAGUACUACCACUCCCAUCCUCUCAAAAGGAGUGACACCCUGUCAUCGCGCACAACAAAGCACAAAGAGCAGAGGGGAAACAAGGAUUGUUAUGUGUAAGGAUAGAUGCAGUGCUAUCUUCAUGGGACCAUGCAGCAUCUCCCAGCUGAGAGAAAGACAGACUCUGAGCUUAUUACUGAAGAAGGAAAUCCACCCCUGGUGUUCCAUUCACUUUUAAUUAUGCAUGUUUCCCUGUGUAAAAAGGCAGGAAUAAAAACACCUCAGAGGAAACCUCAAUGCAGCUCACUCUCUCUCUCUCUCUCUCUCUCUCUCCCUCUCUCUCUCUCUCUCUCUCUCUUUCUAUGAGUGUGUCUCCACGCAAAGGAGAAUACUGAGAGUUUUUAAUUAUAGAUUUACUGCUCAAUCACUCCUUGGUGGCUGUAUGUCAGACAGGGACCUGCUGGCAUGUGGCCAGAGAGAGAGUCCAAAAGCCAUUAUGUAUCAUCCUCCCCCUCCAUACCCCCUCUACUGGCCUACAGUGCAGAACAGCAGAACAUUCACUUGUACUGAGCAUCAUUCAUUGCUACACUGACAACUAGCUUAUAGCGCUUAUAACGAACUCAACAUACUGUACGUGCACCCCUACUAAGACAGCCAGAGAGCCUGCCGUCUACAGUCUACACUCUUCCAGAGUGAACUACCACAGAGCACACUCUGAACUGUACACAACCCUCAAGCUAAUUCUUAUUUUAUCUCCAUUGAGCUUACUCCAAUAAACCCCCUCAAAACCUACUCCCAACCGACCAACACCUUACUGAAAUCAAACACCUCACAGACUCUUCGUAGCACGCUAGAGCUUUUAUGUUGCGUGUGAAUAAAAUAAACACACGCACACAUUAAACGCCUCACUUUAAUUGAAGGCAGCUUAUUCAGCUAGCUGCAAUUUUCCAAACCCUCUUUUUUUAAUACCAUAAUCAUUGAUUCCUCCGUAAUAGUUUGCCUUUCCUCCCCCUCACUAAUUGACUAGGGAUAUUAAAGACACGCCGUGCAGAGGGAGGCAUCUCCUGGGAGAAACGCAGCUUCAGCCAAAUCCCUUUAAAUGAGAAGCUCCUUCUAUAUGUCCUGCACUUCCAGGACUUUAAAUUGCACUCGGUAUCCAAGACAACCAAUACAUAGGGAAAUUCGGGAGGGACAUUUCUGAGGGAAUGGUGACAUUGUUUUGUGGAUAUUCAAUUGACUGUCAGUUUCACAAGAGUUGAUGGGGCUGCAGACCUUUUAUGAGAGAAUAGGGAAAGAGGCUGUGUGUUUAUUAGAUAGGAUGUGUGGAUAGACACAGCUCAGCUGGUUUUAAAGGGGACUGAUGAAGGAUAUGUCUGUGUGUGUGUGUGUGUAUGUCUGCGUGUGUGUGUCUGCAUGUGAGUGUGUGGCGUGAGAGUAUGUGUGUGAGUGUGUGUUAGAGCAUGUAUAUGUGCGCGCAUGUAUAUUAUCUUGGUCAGUCUAAUUGCUAUAUAAUAUAACUUUGUCUGUACUCCUGUGCCCUGUCUCUUCAGCUCCAAUGUUUGACUAUGGAGACAUGCCGUCCCCUCUGAGUGAAACAGAGAGCACGAUCACUGUGUUGCUUCGCCCCGCCCUGGGCAGGGGAGCACCCGUCAGGUGAGAACACAACAGCAACAGACACACACAGACAUGUACACACAGAGAACAUUGUUCAUAGUGACAUUUACAUUACAAUACAUAGAUAUUUAAGAUUUAUAGACAUUUUGAUGUCACAUUUACAGCACAUACAUAUUAUUUGCCAAUGCCCCCAUAUGAUCAAAUUUAAUGAGAAACAUCUUACAAUAAUUAAUACCAACCUUUUGUAUUGUGACCUGUCUCUACCAGUAAGUACCAGGUUGUGGUAGAGGAGGAGAGUGGCAGGAAGGUGAAGAGGGAACUGGGGGUUCAGGACUGUUACCCUCUGCCCAUGUCCCACGGGGAUGCUCAAGCCAGAGGGACCCCCCACUACUACACGGCCGAGCUGCCCCCCAGCAGCCUGCCUGAAGCCAGCCCCUUCACUGUGGGGGACAACCACACCUACAAUGGCUACUGGAACACCCCGCUGGACCCCCGCAAGAGCUACCUCGUCUACUUCCAGGCAAUGAGCAACUUCAGAGGGGUGAGUACAGGGCUUGAAGAAGGCUGUGGCUGA